Messenger RNA from Belonocnema kinseyi, 1553 nucleotides. RefSeq names its product programmed cell death protein 2 (gene Zfrp8). Gene Ontology annotation, cellular component: cytoplasm; nucleus. The transcript has 5 exons. The record is from RefSeq and is a predicted model, not a curated record. Lineage: Eukaryota; Metazoa; Arthropoda; Insecta; Hymenoptera; Cynipidae. Bases 182 to 1300 code for a protein of 372 amino acids.
UUAGGACUCACAUUAUGUUUCAGGUUAAAAUCCAAUAAAUAAAUCAAAUUAAAAAGAAGUCUGUGCGGAUAAUAGGGUUCUUGAAUUGUCUGAUAGAUAUAGAAGAAGUAAAUUGGUUAUUGAAAAUAAGCUGAUAAUCUAUAAAGCGCUUGUUAGAGCUCUAAUAACGUAUGCAGCUCCGAUGUGCAGGAACCUGUUGAGCAACAUGGGAAAAGUGGACAUUGGCUUCGCAGAAGAAUGUGAGUCUUGGCGAUUACAAAGUAGAUUCUUUCGAAGCAAAAUAGGAGGAAAUCCGGCGUGGCUAAAUUUAAAGACACUACCCAAAAAUGAUCAAAUUUCUUGCGAUUACUGCAAAGAUCCUUGUAUAUUUUUAUGUCAAGUUUACGCUCCUUAUGAAGAAGAUGCCAGAGCUUUUCACAGGACCCUUUAUAUAUUUAUCUGCAAAAAUCCCAAUUGUUGCAAAACAAAUAAAGCUGGGAAUUUAAAGGUUGUUCGAUCUCAGUUGGAAAGACUCAACGAAUUUUAUCCUUCUAAUCCUCCAGAAGAAAACAAGGCCUGGAGAACAGACAUAAGCGUUGAGAAGUGGACAAGAAUCUGCUAUGUAUGUGGAAUUUUGUCCACGAGUCAUUGCGCCAAAUGCAAAAAAGUAGAUUACUGCUGUCACUUACAUCAAGUAUUCGACUGGGAAAAUGGCCAUAAGGAAUCAUGUGGUACUGAAAAGGAGGUAGAUUCUAAAAGUAUUUUUUUCCCAGAAUUUGAACUAGUUAUCGAGCCAGAACGAAAGGAAAAAGAAGCAAUUUUAGAGAAAUACUUUCAAAAUAAGGACAUUAAAAAGGAAAUACAGGAAAUCAAAAAAUAUGAAAGCCUUGUGACAAGUGGACAUGCAGGCACUUUGAUAUCUGAACCUAAUGUGGAUGCUGAUUUAAUUCAAAUGUCUAAUAGAAUAGAGGACGUAACGUUUUUCGAGUUUCAAGAACAUAUUAAAAACGAUCCAGAUCAAGUGUUAAGGUACGAUAGAGGAGGAUUUCCGUUGUACAUUUCGUCAAUCAAUCAAGUUGAAUAUAUUCCGAAGUGUGAAGAAUGCAAUUCAGAAAGGCAAUUUGAAUUCCAGAUAAUGCCUCAGCUAAUAAAUUACCUCGAUUUUGAAGAUCCGAUAAAUAGUCUCGAUUGGGGUAUCAUAGGAAUAUUUACGUGUAAAAAAUCAUGCGUGCCAAAAGCUGGCUAUGUAUCAGAAUGGAUAUGGAAACAGGAUAUAGUCGAAAAUGAAACUGUUAAUAUUUGUAAAAGUAAUACUCCAUAAAAAUAUUUUAUAAGUUCCUUUCAGUUCUGAAAUUUUAUGUCAUUACUUAUUUUUAGUAUACAAGAAGUGAAUAAUUAAUAAGGUUACCCCUCCCUCUCCUUUUUCUUGAUUUUUCUUGAUUUUUCUUCUAUGGCUAUUAUCGAUAAAUUUUUUGUUUGAAAAUGUAAUAUAUUCUAUUUGUUUCAUAUUUAUGUCCGAGGGUAUUUUUCACUAAAUGUCUGAAGUAAAAACGAAUAUAAAAAUAUCUUUUGUG